AUGGCGACGGUGACGGCAAGCAAGGGCGACGGUGAUGGCAAGCUCAGGAGAUUUAGUAGGUGGACGCGAAUUCUACUCGCUAUCUCCAAUGUGCCAGGGCUUAAAAGGGUUCGCGCCCAAGUCACCGUAAUAUUGGAAUUCGACGAACUAGGUGCGUGUGAACUGCUACGAGGCCCCUAUAGAGAGAGCCCUUUAGGAGAGAACUCUUGUGAAAAGGGCCCUUGUAAAGCUUGCCUUUUUGAGUUUGGCCCCUGCGGCACCGGCCCUUAUGGCUGCGGCCCCUGUGGCAUUGGCCCUUAUGAUGUUAGCCCUUAUGACUCUAACCCCUUUAGUAUUAGCUACUAUGAUACUGGCUCUAAUGGCUUUACUGUCCUUUGUGGCUUUAGCCCUAGUACCUCUGACCUCUAUGGUGCUAGCUCUAAUGACUUUGCUGGCUUUUAUGGCUUCUGCCUCUAUGGCACUGGCCCUUAUAGUUGCGGUGCUUAUGACUUCGACCCCUCUGAUGCUAGCCUUAUGGUUCUGGCUCUAGUGGCUUCACUGGCUCUUGUGGCUUUGGCCCCUAUGUGGCUUUAUUGGCCUUGUGGCUUUGGCCCUUGUGACCUCGGCUCCUUUGGUACUGGCCCUUGUGGUUCCGACCUCAAUGGUCCCGCUAGCCCUUAUGGGUUUGACCCUUGUGGCUUCAACCCCUUUAGUGCUAGCCCCUAUGGUUUUGAUUCCAGUAGCUCUACUAGCCCUUCUAGUGUUGGCCCCUGUGAUUCCGACCCUAGUAGCUCUGGCCUUUAUGGUAUUGGCUCCUCUGAUGCUAGCUCCAGUGAUUCCAUUGGCCUUUCAGCCUCUGGUACUAGCCCUUAUGGCUCAGGCCCCUCUAGUGUUGGCCCCUAUAUCUCUGGCCCUUAUAACUUCGCUAGCCCUUUUGGCUCCGGCCCUUGGCCCUAA
Messenger RNA from Prosopis cineraria, 936 nucleotides. RefSeq lists its product as uncharacterized. Bases 1 to 936 code for a protein of 311 amino acids. The record is from RefSeq and is a predicted model, not a curated record. The transcript has 4 exons. Lineage: Eukaryota; Viridiplantae; Streptophyta; Magnoliopsida; Fabales; Fabaceae.